Cuscuta europaea is the source of this 3065-nucleotide messenger RNA. Lineage: Eukaryota; Viridiplantae; Streptophyta; Magnoliopsida; Solanales; Convolvulaceae. The record is from the annotation of a GenBank genome assembly.
AUAUGUUCUUUGAUUUACACAUCAUUCAUUAAUAAAUAAACCUGGACGCCUUACCACUGCGCCGCGAAAUAAAACGUCCAAAUUCGUCCUCCCUCCCCGACAAGGAAGAAGAACUAGAGGGGGGAAAAUGGAAAGAGAUAGGAGACGCGGUUGGUUAGAACUAAAGACUUUGGAAGUAGUGCCAUCUUGAGGUUGAUGGGGUUUUGCGAUAUAUAAUUUGACGGGAAGUUUUCGAUGGAAAUGCCUGGAAGACGGUCGAAUUAUACUUUGUUGAGUCAGAAUCCGGACGAUAAGUUUUCCUCUGCCGGAGCUGGGAUGACGAACUACGAGUCUCAUUCUGGGGACAAUAAUAAGGGGAAAGGUGACAAGGGAUUUGAUUGGGACUCGUCUGAUCAUCGAAUGAUCCAGUCGCAGAAUCGGAUCGCGACGCCAGGAUUCCCGUCGCCGAUUGGGUUGCAGAGACAGUCCAGCGGCAGUAGCUUCGGCGAAAGCUCAAUAUCCGGUGACUACUACAUACCGUCUCUAUCCAAUCCCGAUGCAUCUUAUGGACAGUUAAAUGAUAGCGGUGGCGAGCUGAGGCUAGUUGGCGGCGGCUCUUCGUCGUCCAAGAGCUGGGCGCAGCAGACGGAGGAGAGCUAUCAGUUGCAGUUAGCACUGGCGCUACGGCUUUCAUCUGAAGCAAGGUGCGCUGAUGAUCCACAUUUUUUGGAUCCCGUCCCUUCACAUUUAACUGCUUCAGCAGAGUCCAUGUCCCAUAGGUUCUGGGUAAACGGAUGCUUAUCAUACUCUGACAAAGUUCCUGAUGGAUUUUACUCAAUUCAUGGGAUGGAUCCUUAUGUAUGGAUUGUCUGCUCGGAAUUGCAAGAAAGUGGUCGCAUUCCAUCAAUUCCAUCACUUAAAGCUGCUGAUCCAACCAUCUUACAUUCUGUGGAAGCGAUUUUGAUUGAUAAGCAUAGUGACUCCAUUUUGAAGGACUUGCAUUAUCGGGUUCGGACCAUGUCUAGUAGUUGCAUCACAACAGAAGAGGUGGUUGAAGAGCUCGCAAAGCUUGUUUGUAACCACAUGGGGGGUGCAGCUUCUAGUGGAGAAGAUGAUUUGGUUCCUAUCUGGAAGGAAUGCAGAGAUGACCUAAAAGAUUGUUUAGCGUCUGUUGUUAUACCUGUUGGUAGCCUUUAUGCUGGUCUUUGUAGGCACCGAGCUUUGCUUUUUAAGGUACUUGCUGAUGCUAUUGAUUUACCUUGUCGAAUAGCCAAGGGAUGUAAAUAUUGUGAUAGAGUUGAUGCUUCCACAUGUCUUGUUCGGUUUGGAUCUGACAGGGAAUACCUAGUUGAUUUGGCUGGAAGGCCAGGAUACUUAUGCGAGCCUGAUUCUUCUCUCAAUGGUCCAUCUUCCAUUUUGAUUUCUUCACCAUUGUGCUUUCCCAGAUUCCGACAUGUUGAAACUUCAACUGUUUUUAGUUCCCUGGCCAAACAAUAUUUCUCAGACAGUGAAUCACUUCAUUUUGUGUUUGAUGAAACAUCAACAGGAACUACCACUGAUGGAGACCUUAGUGCUCCAAUGUGUGCUAAGCAAAUGGACAUGACUUACAUUGAUAGAACCAGCUGUGUGCCUAGUUCGAGCAAUCAAGAUGAUAUCUCGAGAUUACCUUUACCUCCUACAAUUGCUCGAAGAAGAGUUCGUGAUAAAGAGUCACAAUAUACGGAAAUGUAUAACCCUUCAAAUGUCUUCAUCCCACCAAACAUUGGAAAAGACACGAAUCCUCAUAUUGUCCACUCUGACCCUAGGCAUGAUAAUCAUCUGGUUUCAAGUAAGCCAGGUAAGGAUUUUGCACUUGAUGUAGAAGAUCUGGAUAUUCCAUGGACUGAUCUUGUUCUGAAAGAGAAAAUCGGGGCAGGUUCUUUUGGUACAGUUCUCCGUGCUGAUUGGAAUGGCUCUGAAGUUGCUGUGAAGAUUCUAAUGGAACAAGAUUUUCAUCCUGAGCGUUUGCAAGACUUCUUACGGGAGGUUGCCAUUAUGAAACGUUUACGACAUCCAAAUAUUGUGCUUUUCAUGGGUGCUGUUACACAGCCUCCAAAUUUGUCAAUAGUUACAGAAUAUUUAUCAAGAGGUAGUUUGUAUAGACUUCUGCAUAAACAUGGUGAGAUGUUGGAUGAGAGACGUCGGUUAUGCAUGGCUUAUGAUGUGGCAAAGGGAAUGAAUUAUCUUCAUAAACACAAUCCUCCAAUUGUUCAUAGAGAUUUGAAAUCACCAAAUCUUUUAGUUGACACGAAGUACACAGUGAAGGUCUGUGAUUUUGGUCUUUCCCGUUUAAAAGCACACACAUUUCUUUCUUCAAAGUCAGCUGCGGGAACACCUGAGUGGAUGGCACCUGAGGUUCUCCGUGACGAGCCAUCUAAUGAAAAAUCAGAUGUAUAUAGCUUCGGUGUGAUACUUUGGGAGUUGGCAACGCUCCAGCAACCAUGGAGUAAUUUGAAUCCAGCCCAGGUGGUGGCAGCUGUUGGCUUUAAGCACAAGAGGCUUGAAUUACCACGUGAUUUGAAUGCUCAAGUGGCUAAAGUUAUCGAGGCAUGCUGGGCAAGUGAGCCGUGGAAACGCCCUUCAUUUGCAACUAUAAUGGAUAUGCUGCGGCCAUUGAUAAAACCCGCUACUAUACCUGUGUCGGGUCCUACAGACUCCCAAUUGCUUACCAGAAUGCAUGAGAUUUUUUAAUGUUUAUUGCACAGUUGGGAUUCAUUUAUUUUUGAUGAAGACUGCCAUUGUUAUGUGAGAGGAGGAUUAUUUGGUUGCGUAAACAAUAGUUUGGAGUUCAGAUAUGGCCCGUUAGAAAAGCCAAAUCAAUCCUACACAGUUCAAAAGUUCAAGCAGAAGGAGCCACAUCCUUUGUACACUAUGUAACCACCUGGAACUGCUUUGUUUUUUAAAUGCCAGCUACCAAAGUGCUGUCCACUUUCUUUUGAAAUUGGUGGUUGUAUCCAUCAGAAUUGAUAUCUAAUGUGGAAAGUUGGACCUGCUUUGAUAUUUCUGCAUUCUAGUUCUGGACCUUCUGGUUUUAUGCUGGUGACGUG